AUGCCUGAUGCUGCAUUAGAGCCAUUUGUUGAAAUUCCUUUGAAUAGAGAUGCGGCAUUCCAAAUUCCUAAAAAACAAAGCGACUUAGUUUAUAAUUCAGAACAGAGCGUAGGAAGCAGGAAACAGAAUGAUUCGGUUUGUAAUACGGGCCGAAGCGAGGGAAGCAAAUUAAAAACUAAUCGGAAUUCAGAAACAAACUUAAAAAUGUCAGUAACAAGUAGACAAAGUCAGAAGUUCGCGAUGGCCCAGUGGAAAUUAGCACAACUUGAAGCAAGGCAGUUACUCUUGGAUGAGCAACAUAAACUCGAAACUGAAAUGCGAGAAAAAGAAUUUAAAACAGAAAUGGCUAGAUUGCAAAUGAAGAAAGAAAUUAUUGAUGCUCAAGGAGAAGUUGGCAUAUGUGCCCUAGAAUCUCAGUAUUCACAAGUCGAUGAUGACCAUGCGUUAGAGAGGAGGUCACUGCAAUCUCUGAAUAUUGAAAGUCAGACUCUUCAUCAGAAGAUGGAGAAAUUUUUCAGUUCAGAAUUUCCUGGCGACUGUUGUAAUCACAAAUCAGAACCACGGAAGUUGGAUGAAAAUUUGGUUAACCAAGACCUAAAAACUGUUGAUGUGGACAAUUAA
Molecule: messenger RNA, 621 nt
Organism: Paramuricea clavata
Lineage: Eukaryota; Metazoa; Cnidaria; Anthozoa; Malacalcyonacea; Plexauridae
Source: the annotation of a GenBank genome assembly